This is a messenger RNA of Pterocles gutturalis (yellow-throated sandgrouse), 978 nucleotides long. Its product is annotated as dual specificity testis-specific protein kinase 1-like. The record is from RefSeq and is a predicted model, not a curated record. The coding region runs from base 25 to 978 and encodes 317 amino acids. The transcript has 9 exons. Gene Ontology annotation, biological process: actin cytoskeleton organization; protein phosphorylation. Lineage: Eukaryota; Metazoa; Chordata; Aves; Pterocliformes; Pteroclidae. Gene Ontology annotation, cellular component: cytoplasm; nucleus. Gene Ontology annotation, molecular function: protein serine/threonine kinase activity; ATP binding.
AGACCACCCCUCCUGCUCCCUGUGAUGUGUGAGGCAGGGCUGAUUGCUCCAGAGCCCUCUGGCCCCAUGCAGUACUAUGGUGAGUCGUCCGACACCUACUACCACGUGGACCACUGGCAGAGGCUGCGCACGGCUGUCAGGAAGCUGGAGUUCUGGGAAAACUUCAACGCCGAGCUGAUAGGCAGCGGCUUCUUCUCCAAGGUCUACAAGGUGACCCAGGCUGCUGCUGGUAAAGUGAUGGUGGUGAAGAUCUACAAGAAAGACGUGGACCAAGAGGUGAUUGUGCGUGAGAUCAGCCUGCUGCAGAAGCUGUCCCACCCCAACAUUGUCAGGUACCUUGGGAUAUGUGUGAAGGAUGACAAGCUGUACCCCAUUCUGGAGUACGUGAAUGGGGGUUGCCUGGAGGAGCUCCUGGCCAGCAAGGACAUUGCUUUGACGUGGAAGGAAAAAGUGGACUUAGCUUCUAACAUCACCAGAGGCAUGAUCUACCUGCACUCCAAGAACAUCUACCACCGAGAUCUCAAUUCCAAGAACUGCCUCAUUCGAGUGACGCCGCGAGGCCGCGAGGCGCUGGUGACUGACUUCGGGCUGGCCAGGGAGGUGGUGGAGCUGCCUGUGAAGGAAGCAGAGAGGAAGCUGUCUCUGGUGGGCUCUGCUUUCUGGAUGGCUCCUGAGAUGCUGCGGGGAGAGCCCUAUGACCGGAAGGUGGAUGUGUUUUCCUUUGGCAUUGUCCUCUGUGAAAUCCUGGGCAGGAUCCCAGCUGACCCCGAAGUGCUUCCCAGGACACAGGAUUACGGCUUGGAUGUUGCUGCCUUCCAAGGGAUGAUCAGCGAUUGCCCCAGGCGACUGAUGGACCUUGCUGCUAGCUGCUGUCGGGUGGAAGCAUUUAAGAGGCCGUCUUUUUCUGAAAUUCUGGAUGAGCUGGAGGAUGUUGCGGAGAGCCUGGAGCCUAGAAGGGACAAUCAGCUUUCAGGCUGA